UCAUUUUGAAAGUUAGCUUGGAAGUUGAAAGUUAAAAGGGCUUUGUUCUGGGGCUUAGUCCAUCUACCUCCUUGGGCAUAUAAUUACAUAUGGUCAUCUUCAAGUACUAGCUCUUGCUCUCUCUUUCGAUUAGUCUGAAAAUUCGGAAAGGAUGAGUUACCGUCCUCUUGCUUAUGAUGAUCCUUAUGAACCCCCACCUCCGCCGCCGCCACUGCCGCCGCCACCACCGCCGCCAGGGCCUCCAUCACCAGGGUAUCCACCUCCUCCUCCACCACCAGGGUACCCACCUCCACCUCCACCACCAUCUGCGGUGCCCGAAUACUAUUCCCGGCCUCCACCACCGGAAUACUAUCCAGCACCAGCACCACCACCUCCUGGGCAGGAUCAACCUGAAGACACUGAUUGCUUCUCAUUUUUAAAGGGGUGUUUGGGAAUACUUUGCUGCUGCUGCCUGCUGGAACAGUGCUGCCGUUAGGACUUUGUUUAAAUGUGUCUCAUCAUAUAUUUAUCUGUCAAUUGUGAUGCUUAAUUCUCACUUAAGUAUCUAUACAAUACAACAUCCCUGCAAGACUGCCACAUGUAUUUUAAUUUGAACCACUUCUGUGCCAACAGGAGAGAAUGCUUUGGUUCACGACUCUGGUGUAAAUUGGAUGAAUGUAAUUUAUUGUUUCAAUUAACUUCUCGACGUUUCCCAAGGCA
Molecule: messenger RNA, 699 nt
Organism: Tripterygium wilfordii
Lineage: Eukaryota; Viridiplantae; Streptophyta; Magnoliopsida; Celastrales; Celastraceae
Product: leucine-rich repeat extensin-like protein 6
Exons: 3
Coding region: 152-475 (107 amino acids)
Source: RefSeq, a predicted model, not a curated record